Desarmillaria tabescens is the source of this 2606-nucleotide messenger RNA. RefSeq names its product caspase domain-containing protein. NCBI's taxonomy places the organism in Eukaryota, Fungi, Basidiomycota, Agaricomycetes, Agaricales, Physalacriaceae. Gene Ontology annotation, biological process: proteolysis. Bases 247 to 2523 code for a protein of 758 amino acids. Gene Ontology annotation, molecular function: cysteine-type endopeptidase activity. The transcript has 8 exons. The record is from RefSeq and is a predicted model, not a curated record.
CGAAUUAUAGAGAUCGGUAACCGCUCUGCAUUCCUAGGCUCCUUGCCGCCCGACUCCUCCGCGAUCACUAAGGUUCAGCAUCGAUCAUUAAUACAGUACUGAUUUUCCGAUUUGUGAAAGCAACGAGGCUUAUGAAGCAUGUACUAUAUAUUCUCACAAAGACUCAAAAUGCUCUAACUACCGCACCUCACCCGCCUUUUCUCAAUCCCUCAUUGAUACUUGCUGUAGUGCUACAUUCCACCUGACAUGGGCAACGCUAACUCUGGCAAUAGACAUCACCCUCCUUCAGCUAGCCAACCCGACCCGGACAAACCUGUAUCGGACAAGCCUGUAUCGCGAAGUUACCAAACUUUUGCACUGACUAUUGGCAUCGACACAUACCGAUCGGAGACUUUUAGAUCGGAGAGCCUGCAAGGUGCCGUCAACGACGCUAACAAAUUUGACGAAUAUCUACGCAAGGACCGUGGAACUCCGGAGGAGAAUAUCAUUAGCCUUCGCGAUGAAAAAGCAACAAGAUCUGCCAUCAUAGAUGGAUUCAAGAGGCUCGAAAGCGAUGAAAGAAUUGUCUCGGGCACGGCUGCCAUCAUUAUUUACUAUGCAGGCCAUGGGGCCAUCGCUCAUAAGCCAGUCGAAUGGAAGGACUGGGAAACGCCUGGAGACGAGAUCGAGCUGCUGUGUCCUAGUGACAUAGGAUUGCGAGACCAAAAUGACAAGAUCAUAGAUGGGAUACCGGAUCGAACGAUUAGUCAACUUCUCCUAGAUCUGUCUGCAGCCAAGGGAAAUAAUAUCACAUUGAUUCUGGAUUGUUGUCAUGCCGCUGGAAUCAACCGGGGAGGGGGAGGGGCAAGGGGCCCCAUUGACCUUGGUGUAGGUCAACUGGUGGACGUGCGACCACGGAACUUCCGAAGUGUCCACGAUCUUUCUCCGGGUUGCGACGAAGACAUUUAUCGUCGGGGAUCCAGCCUUUCACGUUCACUUCGGGACUCUCAUGUGCUUUUGGCAGCGUGCAGACGUGGCCAAACCGCCUCAGAGAUAAACGGAAUCGGCCUCUUUACGGAUGCCCUACUCAGGUGCAUGAGAGAUAAGCCUCUAGCAGGCGUUCUUACGUAUGCUUCGUUGUUGCAUCAUCUUGAUAUCCCAGAAACCCAGACACCACAGUUCGAUGGGAAGCAUAUCCGUCGACAUCUGUUUGACUCGUGGGAGAGUCCUGCGGAUAGUUCAAUGAUCCUAUGUCGUCGUAAGGAGCUCCAAGACCCAGACCGCCUUGUCCUCAGGCUAGAGGCCGGGGCCCUUCAUGGUAUCACUCCUGGCUCCACGUUCGCAAUCCAUGAAACAGAUGUAUCUCACCCAAACAACGAACUACCAACUGCGGUUGUGACUACUGUUGAACCAUUUUGUUCUCACCUUGUGCUCCAUGACGAGGCUUUCUUCACCACGUAUCAAGACCAUCCUGUCUGGUACGCGCAAUUGAAGGAAGCUUCUGGAUCCAACCUCGCCAUCCAUUGCAAUAGCUCAGACCUCUUUAAUCACAUCCUCGCGGAGGACAGUGAACCCAAGCUCACAGUUCCAGCCAUCGCCGCCGAAAGGCAGUCUGAAGCGGAUCUCUGCUUGACGAUGAAAGAUAACUCCGUUUUCUUUGACCGAGGAGAUAAAAAUGGUACCAUUAGUGCGAGCAUGGACUUUCCUUCACGUUUCCCAGCUCGCCCGGUGGCUGUCAAAGACAUCGCCAGGAUUCGCAGGGUCAUUGAUCGCUACGCACAGUUCAGCUCUCACCUUUCUAGACCAGGUUCAGUUCCCAUAUCCCAGUAUGGUAUUUCUAUAAAAAUGCACGAAUUGAAGCUCGAUAAAGGCAGUUUAUCGCCUACUGGCGACAGCAUUCUGCCCGAUGGUGAAGGGAAGCCUGUUGAGCUUGUCAUAGACUCUUCGUCUCGAAAGAAAUAUUAUGGGUUCACAAUUCAUAACGAGUCCGAGCUCGCUCUAUACGCAUAUCUAUUCUACUUCGACGCUUCUACCCUGGAGAUAGAGGAAUGGUACUGCCCGAUUCAGGGAAAUUCUAAACAGAACACUGCCAUCGACACCUGCCUCCAAGGGAAUUCAACACUCACUCUUGGCUUCGGAAGCGGUGGCAUGCAAAAGGUGGAAUUUUCCGUUCCAGACGGCCAAGACGUGGACGUCUGCUUCUUCAAGAUUUUCGUAACAACGAAGGCGGUGGACCUUGCAAGCAUCUCCCAGCCAUCUCCCUUUAAUGAAAUGAUUGGACGGGGUGCCAAACGUGUCCCUCCAUCAAUUACAGACGACUGGGCUUCAACAACAAUUCCUGUUGUAUUACGACGUACUCAAACAUCCAAAAGCCCGGCUGUCCCACCUAGUAUUGCGUGCAGUGAACGUGAAUCAACAAAGCCAGCAGAAGACUAUAUGCAAGGACUUGGGAAAUGGCUUAUCGCGUCUUGGCAACGUGUGGAAAGAUUUCUUCAAUCUCGAGUCCCCCAGCCCUAUGCCGUCCCCAAUGAAGUUUUACUAUAGGGUCGCUCUGAGGGGGAGAGAAAGUAACUAUCAUUGUAAAUUUUGAAGAUAUGUUCGAUGGUCAGUUCGUAUUUAGUUACAAA